AUGAAACGCCUUAAGCUGUCUCCCAAUGGCAGUUCCACUACCUCGAAACCCUCCGCACUGGUAGCAGAUUUAGCAGAACAACUCGACGCGCAAGAGAGGAAUAAGUACAUCAAAGGGAAGAAGCUCGGAUCCGGACAAUACGCCGAUGUCUUCUCUGCCCACCUCGUCACCGAUCCCACCCAGCUCGUCGCCAUCAAGAAGAUCAAGGUCGGCGCGGAAGUCAAAGAGUUUGGGAUAUCAUACGACUGUCUCCGAGAAAUUCGGUUUCUCCAAGAACUCGACCAUCCCAACAUCAUCAAGCUCUACUCCGUCUUCAGCACGAAGAACCAGAAUCUCAACCUCGUCUUGGAGCAGUUACCUCAGGGAGAUCUAUUGCAGUUGAUUCAGAACACCCAAGGCAUUCAAUAUACACCCGCGGACGUGAAGUCGUGGAUGCUCAUGCUUCAACGCGCGGUCUGGUUCUGUCAUGCGAACCAUGUGUUGCAUCGAGAUAUCAAGCCAAACAAUUUGUUGAUUGCAGCGAAUGGAGAGAUCAAAUUGGCAGAUUUUGGUCUUGCGCGGAGCUUUGCGGAUCCAUACCAGCCGAUGACAUACAACACCAUUACGAUUUGGUAUCGUCCGCCGGAGCUCUUCUACCAAGCACAGUACUACGGCGGCGUGGUGGACAUCUGGAGUUGCGGUUGCGUGUUUGCGGAGUUGGUUGCAAGAGAGGUGUUAUUCCGCGCCUGGCCGGAAAGUGAAAUCAAUAUGGUCAAAUUGAUAUGUGAGAAAGUUGGCACGCCGACGGAAGACAACUGGCCAGGCGUGAGUAAACUGAAAGGAUACGUGGUGGCCGAUGAACAAUUUCCUGUCCGAGGGAAGGAUUACUGGGCGGCGCAUUUCCGGACGAUUGGAGAGCAAGGCGUGGAUUUGUUGAUGGGAAUGUUGACGUUGGAUCCGCGGAAGCGUUUGGAUGCGGAAGCGGUGCUGAGGCAUGGAUACUGGACAAGUGAGCCAAGGCCAAGUCGAUUGGAGGAUUUGCCAAAGAAGGGAGGAGGCUUGGAGAAGGUGGGAGAGGAUUUGAAGAGGAGAGGUGGGGAGGUGCCAGCCAAGGGAAAAGGGGAUGGAGUGGCGAGGAAGAUCAACUUCGGCGGCAAGUGA
Molecule: messenger RNA, 1140 nt
Organism: Zymoseptoria tritici IPO323
Lineage: Eukaryota; Fungi; Ascomycota; Dothideomycetes; Mycosphaerellales; Mycosphaerellaceae
Gene: KIN28
Product: serine/threonine protein kinase, CMGC family, CDC2/CDK subfamily
Exons: 1
Coding region: 1-1140 (379 amino acids)
Biological process (GO): positive regulation of transcription by RNA polymerase II; protein phosphorylation
Cellular component (GO): nucleus; cytoplasm; transcription factor TFIIK complex
Molecular function (GO): cyclin-dependent protein serine/threonine kinase activity; ATP binding; RNA polymerase II CTD heptapeptide repeat kinase activity
Source: RefSeq, a predicted model, not a curated record